UCUGCCGGGAGGGGCUGGGCCGAGAGUCCGGCCGCUGCUGGCUGGGGCUUUAGUGACUUCCUUGUUGUGAACCCCGGCCCGGCGGUGUCCGGACUCGUAGCCCCGCUGCCCUUAGCGGGACCGCUAGCCUGAGUCUAGGUCGCAGCCGCAACUCCAGGCCGUCGAUUCCCUUUUCAGCACAGGUCUUUCCCCUCCGCACGCCUCGCGCUCCCUAACAUGCCCAACCCCAGCAGCACCUCCUCUCCCUACCCCCUCCCUGAGGAAAUUAGGAACCUGUUGGCAGAUGUUGAAACAUUUGUAGCAGACACACUGAGAGGGGAAAAUUUAUCCAAGAAAGCAAAGGAAAAGAGAGAAUCCCUUAUUAAGAAGAUAAAAGAUGUGAAGUCUAUCUAUCUUCAGGAAUUUCAAGACAAAGGUGAUGCAGAAGAUGGGGAAGAGUAUGAUGACCCUUUUGCUGGACCCCCAGACACUAUUUCGUUAGCCUCGGAAAGAUAUGAUAAAGAUGACGAAGCCCAUUCUGAAGGAAACCAGUUUCCUCCAAUUGCAGCACAGGACCUUCCUUUUGUUUUAAAGGCUGGCUACCUUGAGAAACGUAGAAAAGAUCACAGCUUUCUGGGAUUCGAAUGGCAGAAACGGUGGUGUGCCCUCAGCAAAACUGUAUUCUAUUAUUAUGGAAGUGAUAAAGACAAGCAACAGAAAGGUGAAUUCGCAAUAGACGGCUACAAUGUCAGAAUGAAUAACACUCUCAGGAAGGAUGCAAAGAAGGAUUGCUGUUUUGAAAUCUCUGCUCCUGAUAAACGGAUCUAUCAGUUCACAGCAGCGUCUCCCAAAGAUGCUGAGCAGUGGGUACAGCAGCUGAAAUUUGUAUUACGCGACAUGGGAUCUGAUGUUAUUCCUGAAGACAACGACGAAAGAGGGGAAUUGUAUGAUGACGUGGACCAUCCUCUGCCAACCAGCAGCCAGCCACCUGAUGAUGAAAUUUAUGAAGAACUUCCAGAAGAGGAAGAGGACAGUGCUCCCGCAAACGUGGAGGACCAAAGGAAGACGAGUCAGGACAGUGCUCUCCCCGCCACAGGAGAUAAAAGCACCGAUUAUGCUAAUUUUUACCAGGGUUUGUGGGACUGCACAGGAGCUCUUUCUGAUGAGUUGUCAUUUAAACGUGGUGAUGUGAUUUACAUUCUUAGCAAGGAAUACAAUAGAUAUGGCUGGUGGGUAGGAGAAAUGAAGGGAGCCAUUGGCUUGGUGCCGAAAGCCUACAUAAUGGAGAUGUAUGAUAUUUGAGAGUCCUGGCAGGAAAAAUCAACAUUUCAACUGAAGAAAAAAAUUAAGCUGCAACUUUCCCUUUCUGCCUGCAGAAAAGGAAGAUUCUUCUGCUAGUCAGUAAAUGCUUUGGAUUUAGAAUCAUCUCGAAAGCCUGCGUGGCAGCUCAUAACCUUUUUGUGUUUUAUUGAACGUUUGUCUUUAACUGUUAUUUUAUGCAUUCAUUAUAAUAUUCCUCUGAUGUGAAAUUAAAUAAAGAAUAUUAAUGUAAAUUAGAUGCAGGCAGGAAACUUGUACCUGUUGCUAUUUUGCUAAGAAAUAAAUGUAGUUUUUAUUUACUCAUUUGAUUUGUGUGAAGAAUUCAGCAUAAUUUGCUAUGUACUGCACAGUCCCUGCUACUUUCAUUAUGGGUUGAAUUCCUCUUUGUGUUGAAUGUCAAUUAUAUUUUAGAGUGUAAUACGUAAUUUCAUAGAAAUUUGAAUUGAGUAUAUCAUGCCAACUUCUGGUAGAUGCUAUCUAAAGAAUGUGGCUUUGUUAACCAUCUUAGUACUUAUCUUUCACACAGUAGUAACAUAUUUUCAUGAAAGAAUCUUACUGAUUGGCAAGUUUCCUUCGUGUUAAAUAUAGCCACAAGAAAGAAAAGAUGACAGGCUUCCCGAUGGCAGUGCACGGACACCUGUGACACAUGCGGACCAGAACCACGGUCCAUGCCGAGCCCUUUCUCAAUAACAAACAUCCUGAUUAGAUGACGGACUUGCCAACGUUUUCCACCACCGUUCUGUAUUUAAAUGGAAUAAAAUAAAAAAUUCAUAAGAAAGCCCAUUCUGUGUAAUACAAUGGCCUAAAGAGUCUCCGUAUGUAGUUUCAAAGUAAGGAGACCUAACGGAGCGCUGCCUUAUCCUGCCCGAUCACUGCUGUGCUGUUAAAGUCCCAGCACAGAACAGUAGAACCCCAGAUCUGAGUCUCUCUGAGUCUCACACUUCUCAGAGCAGUGAAAGGAAAAGGAAGGGCUCAGAGAGGAGAGCAUAGAAAUCAUGGUGGGAACACAUACCAACAGGCGAGUGGAAAGGUAGGGUUAGCCGACACUGGAGGUCUAUGUUGUGCGGCCGGAGCAAGAUUUGUGGAACGAUUACAUUACCUUUCCAUGUAUAUUUGAAAUCAAGGGUAUUAUUUUAAAUGCCAACAAGGUAGCAGUGUGGCCUUGAUACACAUCAAAAUGUCCUGCUGAUUGGAUAAUUAUUUGAUGUGGAUAGACUCAUGUAAUUUUGAAUCAUUGAUUGGGGGGUACCACCUUUGUUGAACUCUUCAGAUGUUUGUUUUAUAAAGGUAAAGAUGCUAACCAUGAAUGAAUUGAAACCCCCCUUUAUUUAUAUAAAACUAUUUAUGAGCAAUAUUUCAGAGCUUAAAUUUAACGUUAUCUUCUCAAUACUGUGAUCAUCAGAUUUCAAAUGUGAUGAAGUCUAUGUUUUAGUUUUAGGGAUUGUGGGUCUAGUCUAGUUUACAUAAAUUAGACGUUGUCAAGUUAAAGCUUUCGGAAAUGAAUUUGUGCACUCGUUAAUCUGCUCCUAAUAGAGAUCCGUUGGAGCAGGUUGAAAUCAUCUCAGCAUAGAUGAGACAACUGGAGACAAAUUUAGUGGUCUGCUUUUCAAAGCCUGAGAGAUGACAAGCAAAAGCAGUCGUGGGUUUCCCCUGAAAAUGUAAUUUUGGUAAUGGAUACAGGUUUCAUGCUUCUGGUUGAAGGGAAGAUUUUCCUGCUCGGCCAGUAGGUGGCAGCAGCUUUUCAUCACAUACCAAAGCACUGGGCAGCCCCUCCCCCACUCGGGCACAAACUGGAGCUGAACGUAAAGCAUGUAAAAGAGUUUUGCCUCCUUUUACAGUUAAUCCAGGAGAGGGAGUCCUUUGCCAACUGAUGACCAACAAUUCCAAGCUAGAUAGUCUCUGUGAAUGGUGACAAUACAGAAAUAAAGUGUUAACUUUUGUCCAGAGCCGCUCUGGCCUUUGUUCUUGUUUAACUUGAAUAUAGGUGGGAGAUAGGAAGGGAAGCGAAAGAUUUAAAAUUAGAGUGAUAAGAAAAAUAAUCAUUACUUUCAAUGCAUGACUCCUUUGUAUUCAUUUGGCAAAAUCAUUUGUAUACUACCAGGGAGAAAGUUUUCUUUACACCCUUGACAAUAUAUCACACUCUCUUCAAGAUCAUAAUAAUAUCAUUAAUGUGAAUUUAAACAACAUGGCUUGUUAGAAAAUAUGCUAAUUGCUAUGUUCUCAUUAUGUUUGCUUAGCUUUUAUUUGUUUUUCUAUGAACAGUUAGAGAGCUAAUUUUUUUCAAAGGUGAUUGUAAGUCAUAUUUUAUAUAGCAUUUUGCUUGAUUAUUUGCUCUGUACUGAAUUUGUACUCUAUUGCCAUUAGAUCUUACAAUAAUGUUCCACUCUGCAAAUUUUUAAGGUUCAAAUAAAGUUUAAUUGUUUGCAAACUGU
Molecule: messenger RNA, 3731 nt
Organism: Lynx canadensis (Canada lynx)
Lineage: Eukaryota; Metazoa; Chordata; Mammalia; Carnivora; Felidae
Gene: SKAP2
Product: src kinase associated phosphoprotein 2
Exons: 13
Coding region: 217-1281 (354 amino acids)
Cellular component (GO): plasma membrane; cytoplasm
Molecular function (GO): protein binding
Source: RefSeq, a predicted model, not a curated record